AUGGCUGCAAAUCUAAGGAACAAUGCUUUCUUGUCUUCUCUCAUGCUGCUUCUAUUGAUUGGUUCCUCAUACGCAAUCACAAGCUCAGAGAUGAGCACAAUCUGUGACAAAACUUUGGACCGAGCUUUCUGUCUUAAGUUCCUCAAUUCAAAAUCUGCAGCUCCUAGCAUUCAAGCCUUGGCAAAAACCACGCUUGAUGCCACACAAGCAAGAGCAACACAAACAUCCAAAAGACUUCAAUCUAUUAUUGAUGGAGGCGUCGACCCACGAUCCAAGUUAGCUUACAGGUCCUGCAUGGAUGAAUAUGAGAACACCAUUGAAAACCUCGACGAAGCUUUUGAGCAUUUGGCUUCCGGCGAUGGCUUCGGGAUGAACAUAAAAGUUUCAGCUGCAUUGGAUGGAGCUGAUACAUGUUUAGAUGAUGUGAAGAGAUUGAGAUCUGUAGAUGCUUCUAUUGUGAAUAACAGUAAGGGAAUCAAGAAACUUUGUGGUAUUGCUCUUGUUAUCUCUAACAUGUUGCCACGUAGAUCUUAA
This is a messenger RNA of Eruca vesicaria subsp. sativa (arugula), 534 nucleotides long. Lineage: Eukaryota; Viridiplantae; Streptophyta; Magnoliopsida; Brassicales; Brassicaceae. The record is from the annotation of a GenBank genome assembly.